Mytilus trossulus (common blue mussel) is the source of this 3226-nucleotide messenger RNA. RefSeq names its product homeobox protein SIX2-like. Gene Ontology annotation, cellular component: nucleus; transcription regulator complex. Gene Ontology annotation, molecular function: RNA polymerase II cis-regulatory region sequence-specific DNA binding; DNA-binding transcription factor activity, RNA polymerase II-specific. The record is from RefSeq and is a predicted model, not a curated record. Gene Ontology annotation, biological process: regulation of transcription by RNA polymerase II. Bases 39 to 1094 code for a protein of 351 amino acids. The transcript has 2 exons. NCBI's taxonomy places the organism in Eukaryota, Metazoa, Mollusca, Bivalvia, Mytilida, Mytilidae.
UUCAAUAUCAAAACACACUUAAAUUUAAUAAAUCUAGCAUGAUGGAUACUGUAGCAGCUAACUUAGAUCCAACUUACGAACCCGAUCCUAUGGACUGUGUCAAUACACCGGUAUCAGUAGGGCCUACGAAUGGUACAGUACAAACUUUAACAGAUACCACCAAAACAGAGGAUAAAGAUUCAGAGGAUAGCAGAGAAAAUUCAACGCCUGGAAGUGAUUUUGAUCCAGAAAAACGUUUGUCUUUAUCACCAGAACAGGGAACAGACAAGAGACUGACCUUUUCUCCAGAACAAGUGGCAUGUGUUUGCGAGGCUUUACAACAAAAAGGAGACGUUGAGAGACUAGCCCGUUUUCUGUGGUCCUUACCACCUAGUGAGUUAUUGAGAGGUAGUGAGGCAGUGCUUAAAGCUAGGGCUCUUGUUGCAUUUCACAGAGGGAGUUACAGAGAACUAUACGUCAUUGUGGAAAGUCACAAAUUUGACGAAAGCAAUCACAGUUUUCUGCAAGAUUUGUGGUACAAAUCGCACUAUAUGGAGGCACAGAAAAUCCGUGGAAGACCUCUUGGUGCCGUUGACAAAUACAGACUCAGACGAAAACAUCCUCUACCGAAAACUAUCUGGGAUGGAGAAGAGACAGUGUAUUGUUUCAAGGAAAAAUCGAGGCAAGCUUUGAAGGAUUGUUACAAAAAUAACAGAUACCCAACACCAGACGAAAAACGAAAUUUAGCCAAAAAAACCGGUUUAACAUUAACACAAGUGAGUAACUGGUUCAAGAACAGACGGCAGCGUGACAGAACACCUAGCCAGCAGACGAUGCACGGCAGUGAUGGAUUGGAGGACUGCAGGGCACACAAAAUUCCAAUGAACUUUAACCCCCAUCAGCAUCUCCCUCAACCAAUGUGGACCAACCAUCAGGACAUUAUGAUGAACGAUUACAGAAAUGACCAUAAUAUGGAAAUGAAAAUGCUAGAUGACUUCCGACACAACAUGACAUUGGCGCCAGUAAAAAAUGAACCAAUGGUACCGCCUCAUUUUCUGUGCGGACCACCUCUAGAUCAUCCGCAUAGACUGCAUCAUCCAAUUUCAUCGGUGUGAUAACUAAUCAAAAUUGAAAAAUGUGUUCUAUUUUUUGUGUAUUUAAUUCUGUGUCCUUUGUUAUGUUAAGUAUUGUAUUUCAGAAGUUUUAUAAGAUAUGUUAAGCAGUCAAAACUAAUGUAUGGAGACUGUUUUAUUUUCAAUUUGUUUUACUAAAAGGAGACUAAUACAACGGAUACUAGAUUGUUCUAUCAUUAUUGUCAACAUUAAUCUUUAUUAAUGAUUUACGAAACGAAACACCCAAACCACCCACAAACAAUAUUAAAUGAAAUUAACAAGAAUAUGGUAAGUGGCUAUAUGUAUGUCAAAUUAUAAGUAUAAAAAAGAUGGAUGCUACGCAAAUUUAAAAUUCACAGCCAAGUUUAAGUUAAUAUGAAUUUUAGAUUGGACGUCAAUGAGAUAAAAACUGCAAAAAACAAUAACUAAGACCUAAACACAUUGGUGUUGUAAAUUUUCUAUUCUGACGUGUAUGAUAUACAAUAAGGUGCAAGCAUUAAUCUUGUGUUAAAGUAACUAAUUAUUACUAGUAUUUGUAUUAUUGGUUUAAUUUUGGAGACAUAAGUAGAUUACGCUUGACCAUUCUAUUAUUUACAAACCUUAAACUAAAAGAAGCAUUGCUUAUAUUACAUCUAAAGUAUAAAGUGAUAUGUACUAAAAGUACUCUUUGUCCUUAAUUUUACAAUUCAAUUCAUCGCCCUCGUAAGCUUUUACAGAAUUGUUAAAAUAGUUGUUUUAAUGCUGUUUAUGUUUACUUUUAUUGAUAUGAGAGUUACACAUUUUGGAUUGUUUUUUGAAUAUGGAGUAUCAAAGCAAAUAAAACAGUUUCAGAAUAAACUAUCCCAAAUUGUGGCCUUCAUAUUUUGAAUUCUGCGAACCAAAUAAUAAAAAAACGCAAAUUUAAAACAAGACAUAUGAUUGCUGUGGUGUUGACCAUUUUCUGCUUUUGUGUAAUCAUUAUAGUCGUCGACUAUCAGUAUUUAUUUUCUAUCGUAUCCUUUGAAUUUCAGUAAAAAGGAGAAAAACAAAACUACAUAUAUGAAACAUAUGAAGGAACAUCUCAAAACAAUAAAAUUUGUAAAAAAAAUAUGAGACAAUUAUUAGCCAAGAUAAGUUUAAUCGGAAUAUGCAAGUGAAAUCUUUUAAACAUUAAAUAAUGAUUCAUGACAAAAUAUGCUAAAAAUGAAAUAAUUAUGAUAAUAAUCAAAGUAAGAAUAAAAUACCUGUAUGUAUUUUGUGUAGAAUAUAUUUGAGUAGCAAAUGACCGGACACUAUUUUCAAUGCUAUAUGUGCCUGGAAUAUUUAGCAGCUAUGUGAGGCUUUUGAUUUAUACUUUUGUUUCGUUCUGUUCAUAUUUUAUUAUAUUUUGCAUACAUUCUUUCAUUAUCGAUACGAAUACUAUUAGAUACCGAGCUUGUAUCCAUUUCACUUAUGUUUCUUUUCAAACUUUGCAUUUUCUCAAUUUAAUGCUUUGCAUGUCAUACACAUACGAAAUACAACCCACUUAUUAAAAAGCAUACUCAAGUCUAAUUAAGCAAUGACCACCUAAACAGCAUUUUUCUUUUCUCUUCUGUAUCUGUCACUUAUGUCAAAAUAUAUCUUGAAUGUUCAAAAAAGAUAAGUAGCAAAUCCUGUAUUUCAAAGGGUAUCAGGAAUAACACUACUUUUACAAGUCGAUCAUAGGAUCAUUAGAAGAUAAACAUGACGACCAUCUCAAAUGGCUGUAUUGAAAUGCCUGAAAUAUGUUGCAUUUAUUUUGAUAAAGUUUUCAGAGUCGUCUUUUUUUCCCUUUUAUUUUGCAACUUUAAUGGAUUUUUUUUUACAAAAGUUAUAAAAGUUCUGGAGCAACCAAUGAAAAUACUUGAAAGAUCAGAUACAUUGUAAACAAUACGACAAUGAAACUGAAAGCAUCAGUUUAGACACUGAAUUCUGUGAAUUCUUGGAACACGUUUAAGUUCUAUUGUGUUUUGUAAAAUCUAUCAUAUAAUUAAUAUAAUAUAAUUUGUAUUUUUGAACUCGUCAUUGUCAGAAAUGUUCUUAAAUCUGCAUUCACACAAAUGUCAUGCAUAUUGUAAAUGUAUUUGUUUAUUAAAUAUGGAAUAACAAGGAAAAUAAAACAGUUUCAAGACAAAAUA